Meloidogyne enterolobii is the source of this 1472-nucleotide messenger RNA. The record is from the annotation of a GenBank genome assembly. Lineage: Eukaryota; Metazoa; Nematoda; Chromadorea; Rhabditida; Meloidogynidae.
CCUCCUUUACAGAAUUGUCAACGUCUCUUCUGGCUGCGGCACUCUAUCAACAUUUAGUUUCCUUAGCCAAAACCAAAAUCAAAGCGCCUCCUUCGGCACAGCCAACGCUGCUUCUCUAUACUUUCAAAAUUCGAUUCAAGCGAUAAUUUCGAGUAGAUGUGCUGAAGAAAGUAAAGAAAUUGGGAGGCUGGGCUAUUUUUGGAAAUUGCCAGUAAUUAACAGGGUUGGGAGCUAUUUAGAAUUGUUUAGAAGAGAAUUGUUUCCAGUGGUGACACAUUUUACUGGUUUUAGUGUUGUUGCUAUAGGUGAAACUGUUGCAAAGUUGAUGCAGAGAAUGAAUCAAACACAGGUUUUUAGGCGUGUUCAGACAUUUUGCCAAACACACAUUUGGCCAAUGAAGAGAAAAACCUACGUUUUGUCAACAAACUUGUUGGCAAAACGUGCAAUUUUAGCCUUAUUGGCCAAAUAUGUUUUGGCAGAAUGUUUAAUGCUAGUCGGCCCAAAAGCCGUGGACAUUGAAAGACCACCCCUUUGGCCGAGCAUUUCCACAAUUCUGAAAGCCUCGGGAUUGUCAGUGCAGACUGUGGAGGUGGAUGAGUCUAACGGGCAGAGUGUAGACAAUGCACAUAAUACAUUACGGUCUCCGGUUAAAAGUUUGUGUAUUUUUUGUGUUUUCCGGAAGGGAAAUUUAUUUCCAGUGAUCGCCGUCGACACUUCAUUCUCUCUACUUGACUCGAUUCUAGACGAUAUAGGCUUAAUUGACUUGGGUGGCUCUAAUGCUUAUAUGGUUCUUCUAAUUUGUGCGUACCCUUUGGAGGAUUGUAUAAAGGACCAAACACUUCGAAAUUCAAUAGCUUCGGGUGGUUUUGCUUUGAUUACACCUUAUUCGAGUGAAUGGGCACAGAUUAGACAAAAUGUAUAUCCGAAAAUGAUGACUGGUCAGCAGUCUACGGAAUCAUUUUUAGCUACCUUAGCUAUUUACAAUGCUUGUUAUGGUUUCUGCCUUGGCUCUUCCCUUACCGGCACCGGCUCAUUUGCUAGCGAUCCAAAUAAUCCAGCUUUUGUAGCCAAUUUGCGCUCUUUCGGCCAAGUAAAUUUAACUUCUUGGCCCGCCCCUUUACAAAAUUUAGCAAUUUACAUUUUGCCUUCCAGCGGAGGGCAAUAUUCCUUAAUUUACACGGCAAUUUCAAUCCCCUCCUCUUCCUGUGGAACUUUUGAGUGUUUUGAUAUUCAACUACAAACAUCUCCAAAUAUUUCUGAGGACCUUUUAUGGCAGAAACAACGCUCAAACACCAUUCCCUCAUGCAUUUAUUCUGGAGGGUGUUCAAGUUUGGCACCUUAUAUUUCUGCUGGGGCGGCUAUUGUUUUGGUUGCAGCUGCCGCUGGAAUUGUUUACACGAUACAGAGAAAGUGAGUUUUGGGGAUUUUUAAAAAAAUGUCAAAGUGUCGAAAAAAAAAUUUCGAAAUGUCAA